Molecule: messenger RNA, 1358 nt
Organism: Ilex paraguariensis (yerba mate)
Lineage: Eukaryota; Viridiplantae; Streptophyta; Magnoliopsida; Aquifoliales; Aquifoliaceae
Source: the annotation of a GenBank genome assembly
UAUGUGUGUGUGUGUGUGUGUGUGUGUGUAUUCGCUAACCCCCAUUAAAAGAGAUGGAUACUAUUAACUACUAAUCAAUGAGAUGAAUCUCCGAUUCAGGAAUCAGAAAUGCUAAACCUUCUGUCCCAAGUUAUUGUGGUCUUUCUCUGAAAAGAACCAGGUACACCAUCUACGUAGUUCUUGGUCAUGGGUUCUCCCUCAAAAUACCAAGAACUUCAUACACUAGUGGAAAGUGGAAAGAUUGAAGAUAGAAUAAGCCGUUUGCCAGAUGGAAUCCUCUUCCACAUUCUAUCCUUUCUUUCCACCAAGUAUGCAGUGGGAACUAGUGUUCUAUCAACCCGAUGGAAGUACCUUUGGACCUUUACUCCCAAUCUUGAAUUUGAUGAUACAAUGUUGUUUACUACAGAAGAGUCUAACGAACACACAAUAGAAAUGUGCUUCAUGAAUUUUGUGGACCGGGUGUUGAAUCUUCACAACAUGUCUUAUAUAACAAAAUUCAGCCUUAAUUGUUGUCGGGACUAUGAUUUGUCUAUUGUUGAGGCAUGGCUUUCUACUGCAAUUAAGAAGAAUGUUCAGGAGCUCAAUCUCCUAUUGUUUAGGAAUAGCCCCAUCGACUUACCUCGAAGCCUUUAUACAUGUGACUCACUCAAGGUCCUUAAGCUAACUCAGGAUAUCACUUUUGAUGUUCCUUCAGAUGCCCAUCUUCCAAAUCUCAGGGUAGUACAUUUAAAGUCAGUUCUAUUUCAUGAUGGGAACUCUACACAACGGCUAAUUUCUGGAUGUCCUGUUCUUGAAGAUUUAGUUAUAGAUAAAUCUGGAAUUGAUGAUAUAGAGGUUUUCAAUAUAUGUUCUCCUACAUUGAAGAGUUUAACAAUUUCUUGUUGCCUAGAAAACUUAAAAGAUGAUUGCAAAUGCACUUUUCUGGUUGAAGCCCCAGCCCUUGAAUAUUUUGAGCUCGAAGAUAUUGAAUUGAACCAGUAUAGUUUGACAAAUUUAUGUAGCCUAGUCAAAGCAAAAGUUGAUGUUUUGUUUGGCGGAGAGAGAGCUUUUGAGAUACUUCAAGGAAUCUUCAUGGUGAAAUGCUUAUCAUUGUCUUAUUUUAUGGUGCAGGUAAGUAUACUCUUUUCUAGUUGGUAAUUACCAGAAAGAAAAAAAAAUAUGCUCUUUUUUCUUGACAUUCUUUGUUUCUAUUGACACUUCAACAAUUGAAACUUCUCACAAUUGCAAAACUUUUGUUACUUGUGCAGACUCUCUAUGAAUCCAAUAAGGAUUUUCCCAUUUUUCGGAACUUGAUCUACAUGGAUUUGGCGGAUGAGAAUUAUGUCUGGCAAUUGUCACAACUGUCUCAGCCUCCUGAA